Molecule: messenger RNA, 1235 nt
Organism: Eruca vesicaria subsp. sativa (arugula)
Lineage: Eukaryota; Viridiplantae; Streptophyta; Magnoliopsida; Brassicales; Brassicaceae
Source: the annotation of a GenBank genome assembly
GAAAAUAAUUGUUUUCGAACGUUCAAAUUCUAUUAGCCGUUUGGCUUACAGAGAGAAAAAGAAAAAAUCAGAGAGAAAAUAUUCUGUAGAGGAUUGGUACAUGGGUGAAUCUGCAGUUUUGUUUCAUUCAUAUUCGUUCGCAGGUCCUAUUUCUCGUCAUGGAUCUCAUCAGGAUAAUACUAUGCAUGCGCUCAGCCAGUCAGUCUCAUUUGGUAGGUUCAUGACAGAGAAUCUUGAAUGGGGAAAAUGGUCAAGCUUCUCGCACAAGAAGUAUGUCGAUGAGGCAGAGAAAUAUUCUCAGCCUGGAUCUGUUGCUCAGAAGAAAGCUUUCUUUGACGCUCAUUACAAGAAAAUAGCCGAAGCCAAGAAAGCAAAAGAUUCAAAACGAGAACCAGAAAGUGUUGCGGUCUUGCUAAACACAUUGGAGACAUUGACUAACGAUGAGAAUAAAGAAGAAGAAGAAGAAGAGAGUGUCGAAACUGAGUUAGUCUUGGGUGGGGAAGAGGUGGUUUUGAGUAUUGGGAAAGAUGAUGAAGAACCCGAAAGAAUGGGUGUUGUUGUGGUCUUGGAACAAGAAGACACUGUGGUUGAUAACUCUGUGAUUGCAGAUGCUGUUCUUGAAGUGGUUGAUGAGAAUAACAUAGAGUUGUUGAAGAAGAGCUCUUCUGUUGGAGAAAAAGAAGAAGAAGAAGAAGAAGAGAGAAAAUCUGUUACCAAGAACUCAUCGGUAGCUCCAGUAAAAGCAAUGGAGCUUGUUGUUUCACAGAAAAUAAGUGAAGCACCGAUAACUCAUAGUUCCAUGAAGAAAAACAAAUUCAGUUUCUUGAAGCUUUUGAUGGGAAACACUAAAACUCAAGAUCAGAGAAAGACUGAUAAGAAACCGAAGAAAAUGUUUCUAUGUCUUUGCUUCAACCCUGAGAUGGUUGGGGAAACAGAAGGGGCAACCAAAACACAUAUGAGGAAUCUCUGAGAAUAAAGAUAGCUUCUUCUUUGUUGGCUGGCUUCAAAGCUCUUAGAAUCUGUCCUCAGAUUCAAUUAUGGUAGAAAAGAUAGCAUCUUUGAGUGGCAAAACAAAAAAACUGGGAUACCAGAAUAAAGUUUUGCUUUGUUUUCUUGUAUUGUAUAUGUAUUGAACAUUCUGUUGUAUGUUUCUUUUACAAACUCAUGUUGAUAUAUUUUGUUUGUGUUGUUGUUCAUUGAGAUGUAAGUGCAGGAACCUCUGUUCUGAUUUGGAA